UUACCCGUUAUACGAACGCAAACGGUUUUCCCCCAUUGAUCAUUAAAUACGAGAUGUUCUGUUUCCAAACCCCGUUCACACGCGCUUCACGCGUGCUCGUGUCUUCUCUGUCAUCCAGCAAGACGAAGACUUCAUCUAUGAGCAUGAUCCUACCAGUGAAUAAAUCUUCCUCAAACACCAAGUGUGAUAGACGAGACUCAGAAGCAACCAGCGAGGGAUCAGCCUCUUCCAUCAGAUACAUCGAUCAAGAGCCUUCGAUUUCAGACAACAGCAGCACAGACAGCACUCUUCCAGACGUGAAGGCAGACUACCUGGAUCCAGAAUCCUUGUCUCCUGGACCAGAGACUACUCUAACGACGAAUGGAAUAGACGAAGAAAGUGAUUACAGUAAGCUACUUGAAGACAACGAUCCAACUCACCACGUGUCAUCGUCCCCGAAGAAACGAUCGUUCAGCAACAGACGGUGCAGAAAGUUGCUCCUCCGUCUGCGUUCAAGCGAUUCCUCGAACUCUGCUAGCAACAAAGAGGGCUGCCUGUACCCUGUGUCUCCAGCUGGUGAUUCAAUCGAAACCGAGUCACCAAGUUCAUUUGGUGAACAAGAGGAUGAGAACGAGUAUAAAACAGGGGACGAGAGCAUUUUGCUGACCAAGUCCUCGCCGUCAGUGCUGAUCGAUUCCGCGGAGGAGGACGCGCUGAGGAACUCCAGGGUGACUGCUGUUUCAGAGAAUGACAUAUCCUCGUUGCAGACGGUGUUCAGCGAGUCGGAAAAUGUGUCGAACCAGGAGACGGAGACUGAGACCGAGGAAGGUUCCUCUUUACCACUGAGUCCAGCUGGUCCGUCCACAGGAGGUCUGUCCUCUUCUACGGUACCCUAUUACAACUUCCUCUGCGUGAACGGAGGUGCAAUGCGCCAGGAGAUGACCAGCACUAGCUCUCCACAGUUGUCCUCGGACAGCAAUCAUAGGUCGAGUGCUGAGUCUACUCCAGCUGAUGCUUGUAGCAGUUCGUUCAAUGUAGAGAACAGCUCCAGGAUAGAUACUCUGAAGCCUGAAGGCUUGGAUAGCUCGUUUUGCCUGCCAGCUGCGAGAUCCUGUCCCAAUUUGGAGAGACAGAGCGCUGGAUGUUCGCCUGCUAGUGGAUCCUCUGGGUCCAGUCCUAGUCCAGGACCUAUUGGGCCUAGGUUCAAACCGAUUGAAGAGGGGGAUAUUCAAGUGUGCUUUUUGAAUCAUACUAAGACACUUGUUAAGAAGAUACUGUCGAGUAAAUAUCUAAGGAGAUGGGAGACUCAUCAUUUGUAUUUGAACGACACCUGUAUCUCGUCCAAAACGCCAACAGGAUUUUUUCAACAGCCUAUACCAUAUAACAACAUGUCGGACAUACGGAAGUAUGCUGUUGCUAGAUGGGAUCCUACUUACAAGAAUUGCCUCAGCAUAGUUCUACCAGACAGUUCUCUUCUUCUUCAAACAAAUAAUGCUUAUACGAGGGACCAAUGGUAUCAUUCCAUAUUGUGGAAGAGGAGCAUCUUUAAAUAUCAACAUCUAGUAUCUCUGAAUACGCGAGAAGAGGUGGUCAUUAAGGAGUUAAAAUCGAUGGUAGAUUUCGCGCUUUGGACGUCACUGCAGGACGAAAGAGUAACCGCUGCUCCAUUGGAAGCAGUGGCGAAGCUCCUUGAGGAUUCAGCUUUCGAGAAUCCAGGAGAGAAGAGUACCGAAAAAUCGAUCGAGGAGAUAUCUCGUUGUCAAAACGAUCGAAAACAGUGGGCAGAAGCUGUUCUAUCGGUGGUGUCUCCUCUUCUUGACAAAGUGGCACUUCCGGCCUGUCUAGCCAGAGUUCUCGUUAAACUAGCUCAACAGCAUCCGCAGUCAUCCUUGGUCACGGCCAUAAGUCCGGCUAUCACGAGGUGUCUGAAGCACACCGUGGAUUUCGGCAAAUCUCCGGACAUGAGGAAGCUGCUGCAAGUUUUCAUAGCUGCUCUGCAUGCAACAGACGGUGAACUAGCGAUCAGAGAUUACAUCGCUUCGGUUCACGGACCCGGAAGUGACUGUCCUCAUCCGAGAGUGCUACCUAAUUUGGUGUCCGUCUGUGUCGCUGCGAUUUUUCAUAGAUUCGAAGUGGCUAAUCGUUCUUUACCAGAAAAUGAUCAGUCACCAACUUUGCCGCCAUUGGAUUGCUAUUUAUUGGUGCUAAAUAUCGCAUCAGAAUAUGCCGAUUGGAGGCCAGGAUUCGGUGCUCUCUUGCAGCCUGUGCCAUUCCCAGAGGAAGCUUUCGCCACGAAAGAGGUUCAACAGUCGGUACUAAUGUGCGUGAUAAGUCGCUUAGCAAAAGACUCGAGGUGCGUUGUUCAUCGCGUUCUACUUCCGGUCAGAGAACUCAGACCUGGAUGGAUCCAUAUUGCAGCACCGUCUAGUCCAGAUUGUCCUGAUCAAGGAGAAUUAUUUGGCGAAAUGUUAACAACCUUGUUGGCGUGUUGCUGCCGAAGAAAGAGGUUUAUCAGCUGGUUGAUGAAGCAGGUACGAGAUGAUUGCAUACUUUUGGCAGUGAGAGGCUGCGAAGCUGCGCAAGAAGCACUUUGUUUGAUGUUAGAAUGGCAUUUGCUGUCAAGUAAGGAAGCUAAAUUGCAAAUAGUCAGUGCGUUAGAGUCGACCAUCUCGGGGAAGGAACGCUACGCUGCUCUUUGCCAGAGGCAGAGGAAUUUGCAGCAACUGCUACGAAAAGGUGGCCCUAGAAGAUUGACGUUACCAGCUCGUGCUACAGACGCAGAUGUCGCUCUUCUUUUGGGUGGUAGAGCUCUUGGAAGUUUGGAGUAUCUCAGCUUAGCCUUCACCUCGGUAACUUCGGCCUGCGCCGAGCAGCUUAUCAAAUUGCCAGCUUUGAGGCAUUUGAACCUAUGGGCCACGCAGUUUGGAGAUGCUGGCCUGCAAAUGAUCAGCGAGCACAUGCAGAAGCUACAGGUUCUGAAUCUUUGCGAAACACCUGUUUCCGACAAAGGAAUCUCCACGUUGGCCUCAUUGACAAAUUUAAAGAAGCUGAAUCUGAACAGCACGAAACUGUCCGUACAAACGUUCGAAUCUUUGAAGAAAUGUUUACCAGCGCUGCAGGAAUUCGACGUGAGAUACACGGAGGCAUGGUGACCAGAGCUUUCAUCUUACAUUCAAUCGAAUAAUUCCAACAAUAACUCCAAUAUCAAAGAGAAAAGACAAAGUUAAAUGAGAAUUAAACAACAAGGAAGGAAGGCAUUUCACGAGUCAACAAAGUAUUUCGAGAGAAAAGUUAUUUAGACGUAAGAACAAUAGAGGAUGUUUCGUUGUGGGGACCGGAAGUGUGAAUCAAAGGACGUAGUUAAAUAGUCUGGAUAAUCGAACGUGCGAAUACCGUUCGAGUUCCGACAAAAGUUUUCUUUGUUUCGUGAAAACGUUAUAGUCAGUUUUAAGAUUGAUGAAGAAGCACGUGACUAGGACCACAAUAAAAGUCUGACAGAGAUGAAGAGGUUAUGAGAAAAAACUUCCAAGAAGUGUUACAAACUGCCCAAGGAUUGUCGUUGAUUAAACAAAACGAGGCAAAAGGGGAAAAAAAUGAGAGAAAAUAAAA
Messenger RNA from Habropoda laboriosa, 3588 nucleotides. RefSeq names its product C-Maf-inducing protein-like. Bases 54 to 3131 code for a protein of 1025 amino acids. Lineage: Eukaryota; Metazoa; Arthropoda; Insecta; Hymenoptera; Apidae. The transcript has 8 exons. The record is from RefSeq and is a predicted model, not a curated record.